Molecule: messenger RNA, 804 nt
Organism: Haemonchus placei
Lineage: Eukaryota; Metazoa; Nematoda; Chromadorea; Rhabditida; Trichostrongylidae
Source: the annotation of a GenBank genome assembly
CCAACUUCUGGGCAUGGUUAUGUGAAAAUGGAAAUAGAUGAAGUGCACAAUAAUGUAGAAGAACAACAACGAGUUGCUUCAGAGGACUUAGAAAGGAAACGUAUGCUGGAAGUAGAAAAGCAACUGGAGAAACGGCGAGUUGAAGAAGAAAUGGAGCGCGAAAGGUUGAGAAUCGAGCAGGAACAGAAGGAACGAGAACAGCGAGAAGCUUUUUUGAGAGAGCAGGAGUCGGAGAGGCAAAAAUUGAUAGCUAUCCAAAAGAAAGAGGCUCAAAAAUUGCUGGAAGAGCAAGCUAGCAGGGUAGCGGAGCAAGAAGAGAGACUUUUAAGGGAAGCUCAGGAAGAGCAGAAGAGAAGGCUUCAAGAGGCUUUGAAGCGUCUCAAUAUAAGGUCCCGUCACAAUUCAUAUGAGAUGACUCCUGAUAAAGUGUUCAAACCGUCCACCGAGAACAACUACAACAUUGAAGAUCUGUCGAGUGCGGAUGAAACCGACGAUGAGGAAGCACCUCGCAAAGAAGUUCCGCCAUGGGCCGAAGGCCUUCUUCUCCAAAAGGCUAUCGAGGAGACGACUAAGAUUCUCAGAUCAGGCACCUUUGAUCCAGAUACCUUUUUCCGUGAAAUCUUCCCCCCCGAUCUUUCAAAAAUUUUCGGAACGUCAAAGAAGUUUCCACGACGAGGUUCUUCAGGAAUUUGGGAUUCUCCCAUUGGUAAACCACGUCAAGGAAGAACGUUGAUAUCUCAGUCAGUACUUACAAUUAGUCUAAUUUUGUGUUCCCAAACUGUUCAGGAACUGAGCCUUAUGUGA